UAUUGGAUUCCUGCAUACUUGGAGUUUUACAGUAAAUGGCCUCAGGGAAGUUGCGCAAACGGAGUUCUCCGCUCUGCGUAAGAGCGCGCAAGCUGUUGUCGGUCUGAUGAAAGUCAGAAAAAAACGGAGAGGGGGAGGAGCUUGGAGCAGACUGUUGUGAGAGUGAGGAGGAGGAGGAUUUGGGUCAUUCAGCAGCAGAAGGGAGAGCUCGCUGAGAGGCAGAGGAGGGCCGGAGUUUGGAGCAAAGCCUUCUCGCAGUGGAGUUUUCUUCUUCCUCUCGUCUGUCCGGCGCUUUUCUUCCGCUGUUGCUGGAUUGUCGUCGCUCUGAUGUUGUCUCCAGACCAUGAGAGAAACGCUCACCAUGAAGUUCGCAUGGAAAACUAAAAUGAGUUCGGUGCAGGACUGGGGAGAGGAAGCUGAGGAAGGAGCCAUCUACAACGUGACGCUGAAGAGGGUUCAGAUUCAGCAGGCGGCCAACAAGGGAGCAAGAUGGCUGGGGGCGGAGGGGGACCGCCUGCCUCCCGGCCACACCGUCAGCCAGCUGGAAACCUGCAAAAUCCGAAGUAUCCGUGCCGGAACGCUGGAGCGCCUGGUGGAGACGUUGCUGACAGCGUUCGGUGACAACGACCUCACCUACACCUCCAUCUUCCUCUCCACCUACAGAGCCUUCGCCAGCACGCAGACUGUGCUGCAGCUUCUGCUGGACAGGUACGGCAACGUGGAGGAAAGUGGACCGGUACCGGAACAGUGCCAGAGCUCUGAAGGCCACGGAGCCAUCAGAAAUGCCCUGGCUUCCAUCCUGCGAGCCUGGUUGGACCAGUGUCCAGAGGACUUCCAGGAGCCCCCGGACUACCCCUGUCUCCACAGACUGAUGGGGUACCUGCAGAGAGCUCUGCCAGGUUCCGAGACGCUCCGGCGGGCGGAGAGUCUGCUGGAGCAGCUGCAGAGCCAGGCCAGGCUGGAGGAGACGGACGGUGGUUUCCAUGGCAACAGUUCUUUCUGCCUCGGCGAGGAGGAAGAAGUAGAGAUCGAGGUCCAGGAGGACUUCCUGUCCUUUAAUGCGGACCUGGUGGCCGAGCAGCUGACCUACAUGGAUGCGCUUCUGUUCAGAAAGGUCAUACCUCACCACUGCCUGGGCUCCAUCUGGUCCCAGAGGGACAAAAAGGACCACAAGCACAGCGCUCCCACCAUCCGAGCCACCAUCACUCAAUUCAACGCCGUGGCGGCGUGCGUGGUCAGCACGGUGCUGAAGCACAGGCAGCUCAGGCCGCACGUGCGCGCGCGGCUCAUCCAGCGCUGGAUCGACGUGGCUCAGGAGUGUCGAAUACGCAAGAACUUCUCCUCCCUGCGAGCCAUCGUUUCGGCGCUGCAGUCCAACCCGCUGUACCGCCUGAAGAGAGUCUGGGCUUGUGUGCAUAGGGACAGCAUGCAGACCUUCGAGGAGCUCUCCGACAUUUUCUCCGACCACAACAACUACCUGACCAGCAGGGAGCUUCUCAUGAGGGAAGGUACCUCUAAGUUUGCCAGUCUGGAGAGUGGUGCCAAAGAGCAUCAGAAACGAACCCACAAGAGGCUCCAGCUGCAGAAGGAAAUGGGAGCGAUGCAGGGAACCAUCCCGUACCUGGGGACCUUCCUGACGGACCUGACCAUGCUGGACACGGCCCUGCCCGACCUCGUUGAGGGCGGCCUGAUCAACUUUGAGAAGAGACGGCGGGAGUUCGAGGUGAUCGCUCAGAUCAAGCUGCUCCAGUCGGCCUGUAACAGCUACUGCCUGAGCGGAGACGCGGCUUUCCUUCGCUGGUUCAGGAGCCAGCCUCAGCUCAGCGAGGAGGAGAGCUACGCCUUGUCUUGUGAGGUGGAGGGUCCGGGGGACAGCAGCCCCACGUCGCCCAAACCCCGGAAAAGCAUGGUGAAGAGGCUCAGCCUGCUGUUCCUUGGGACGGACAGCAGCGCGGCCAGCUCCCCGGUCAGGGACACGCCCCGCUCGCCCCCUACUGGCAGCUCGGGGGAGAGCAUGGACUCUGUCAGCGUGUCGUCCAGCGACUCCAGCGGCCCUUCAGACAACGAGGGACUCGUCACCCCCACCCACACCUCCCACCCAAACAAGUUAGCUGAGUCCUCCUCCUGCACCUCGCUUCACUCCAUGGACACCAGCUCCUCCACGGCCAGCGUCUCCAUGACUCCCACGUCCCCCUCCCUAUCCGGGCCCCCCUGCACCCACAGGCGCUGCAUCUCCCUCACGCCCAUGUCUCCCGGCUCCCCGUCCCACGCGCCGGCGUACAACACGCAGGCGCAGGACGCGUGCAUCAUCCGGGUCAGCCUGGAGCACGGAAACGGGAAUCUCUACAAGAGCAUCCUGCUGACCAGUCAGGACAAAACCCCCGCAGUGAUUUCCCGCGCGAUGGCAAAGCACAACCUGGAGGGGGAGCCAGAGGACGGAUACGAGCUGGUGCAGGUCAUCUCCGAAGAGAAAGAGCUGCUGAUUCCGGACAACGCCAACGUCUUUUACGCCAUGAACAGCACGGCCAACUUUGACUUCCUGCUGCGCGUGCGGGGCUCGGGCAGUCGAGCCGUGCAGCUGCGCAGCCGCUGCAGCUCCACCCUCCCUCGAGCGCAGCAUCGCUCCAGCCUGUCGCUCAGACUCAGCAAAGUGACGCUUUGACGCAGCCGUCCGCCGCCGGAUGACGGUGGUUCUCGGGCAGCUGGCUGUGAACGUUCUCGGACUCCUCCAUUUGUCACGGUGAACCGUUUCGCUGCUGCGCACUCAUCCGGCUGCUGUGUGAACUGAAGAGCAGCGGCGACACCUAGUGGCCUAAAGUCUGUAUGAUUUGCACAUGUGGGAGCAGCCAAACUCCUGACCUCCAGCAGUAUUUAGAGACUGACCAUCUGCAGAAGUGACGCUGCAGGAAGUGUGACAGCGUUCUGGAUGACAUCAGCUGAUCGACAGACGCUGGGGGAUCAGUAUUCUCCUCCGUCAGGCUCCUUUCUCGGCCUGUCAGUCUUGUGCACAGUGUGCACGCUGUACGUAGGCUCCGCCCCCCCUUACCUAUGUGAGCUGUGUGACGAAUGCAGACGUGCAUUCUGAUUGGUUCCUGUACUUGGUUUUAUCAAGUCCUGAAAAGGCCUUACCUGCCCCUCCUGUGGGGUGAAACUGCUGCAGUACCUCCUCCUCCUCUAGCGCUUUACCUUAGUCUUGCACUUGCCAGCUGAAGGGGGUUUUACUCCUUCACUAAAGCAGUUACUCGGUUUGCCUUUAAUACUUUUGUGGCCUCCUUCAGCCCAGAAAUGGUUUCAUCUGAAAGGCGUUUCUUUUAUUUAGAUAGUAUCAUAAAGAAAGAUAGAAGUGGAUUUUACUGUGAUCUAUUCGCUCCAUCAGAUCUGCUCCUGGUUUUUUCCAUCAGCGGCAGAUGUUCCUCAUCACACACGUGCACGAGCUCAUGCACGUCUGUGAUGGUCAGACAUGUCAGUCUGACCUGGAACAGGUUUUCUGGACUCUGAAGUCGUCUUUUAUCUGUUGUCCACUGCCAAAGAUUUCUAAUCUGCUUUCAGAGAAGAAUAAAUUAUUAUGAAGAUCUCA
Messenger RNA from Oryzias latipes (Japanese medaka), 3577 nucleotides. It is a transcript of the gene rgl1, whose product is annotated as ral guanine nucleotide dissociation stimulator-like 1. Gene Ontology annotation, biological process: Ras protein signal transduction. Gene Ontology annotation, molecular function: guanyl-nucleotide exchange factor activity. Gene Ontology annotation, cellular component: plasma membrane. NCBI's taxonomy places the organism in Eukaryota, Metazoa, Chordata, Actinopteri, Beloniformes, Adrianichthyidae. The record is from RefSeq and is a predicted model, not a curated record.